Messenger RNA from Neomonachus schauinslandi (Hawaiian monk seal), 783 nucleotides. It is a transcript of the gene METTL21C, whose product is annotated as methyltransferase 21C, AARS1 lysine. The record is from RefSeq and is a predicted model, not a curated record. The transcript is spliced from 4 exons. Gene Ontology annotation, molecular function: protein-lysine N-methyltransferase activity. Bases 1 to 783 code for a protein of 260 amino acids. NCBI's taxonomy places the organism in Eukaryota, Metazoa, Chordata, Mammalia, Carnivora, Phocidae. Gene Ontology annotation, biological process: peptidyl-lysine methylation. Gene Ontology annotation, cellular component: cytoplasm; cytosol.
AUGGACGUGUGUCUGAGCUCCGAGCUGCGGGAAGCACCGUGCACCCCAGAUGGCUGCUUAGAGCCGGCGGCGGCGGCGGGGUCUCUCCAGGAGGAUGGCACCGGCGGACCCCCAGGAGAUUCUAACAAGAUAGAACCAUCUCUUCAUAGCCUCCAGAGAUUUGUCCCUACAGAUUACGCCAGCUACACGCAGGAGCAUUACCUGUUUGCGGGCACAAAGAUCGUCAUCCAAGAAUCCAUAGAGAGCUAUGGAGCGGUGGUGUGGCCCGGGGCUACGGCUUUGUGUCAGUAUUUGGAGGAACAUACAGAGGAACUGAAUCUCCAAGAUGCCAAGAUACUUGAGAUUGGUGCUGGACCAGGCCUUGUCUCCACUGUGGCCAGUAUUUUAGGAGCUCAAGUCACAGCAACGGAUUUGCCUGAGGUCCUAGGAAACCUUCAAUACAAUCUUUUGAAGAACACAUUAAAACGUGCAGCACAUCUGCCGGAAGUGAGAGAGCUGGUUUGGGGAGAGAGCCUGGAGCAACACUUCCCCAAGUCGACGUUUUAUUACGACUACGUUCUGGCCUCGGAUGUGGUCUACCACCACUACUUCCUGGACAAGCUGCUCACCACCAUGGCGUACCUUUGUCAGCCAGGGACGGUGUUGCUUUGGGCAAACAAAUUCAGGUUCAGCACCGAUUACGAAUUCUUAGAUAAAUUCAAGCAAGUUUUUGACACAACACUCUUGGCUGAAUUUCCAGAGUCAUCAGUCAAAAUUUUCAAAGGAAUACUAAAAUGGGAUUAA